AUGGCUGCAGCAGGAUCUGUCCCACUGCUACUGCUAGCAUCAGUGUCAUUCAGGGAUGUGACCGUGGAGUUCACCCAAGAGGAGUGGAAAUGCAUGAGCCCUGUUCAGAGGACCCUAUACAGAGAUGUGAUGCUGGAGAACUACAGCCUUCUCAUCUCAGUGGGGUAUUGCUUUACAAAACCAGAAGUGAUCUUCAAGCUAGAGCAAGCAAAAUACUCAUGCUUAUUAGAAGAAGGCUUUCUAAAUAGGAGCUACCCAGAAGACUGCCAACUUGAUGACUGGCUAGAGAAGAGCUUGGAAAACCAAGACAAAUAUCAGUGGCGAGUUUUAUUCACCACCAAUAAAAUGCUGACCAGUGAGCAAGAGAAAAUUCCAAGAAAAUCUUUUAGCAGGAAGUCAAACCUCACACUACAUCAGAGAAUACACACAGGAGAAAAACCUUUUAAAUGUAAUGAAUGUGAGAAAACAUAUAGUGAUAAAUCAGCACUAAGGAAACACCAGCGAACUCACACAGGGGAGAAACCCUAUGAAUGUCAUGAAUGUGGAAAAGGUUUCAGCCAGAGCUCAAUCCUCAGAGGUCAUCAGAGAACUCACACAGGGGAGAGACCUUAUAAAUGUGAAGAAUGUGGCAAAUCGUUCACCUGCAAAUCAUAUAUCAGAAUUCAUCAGACAAUUCACACAGGGGAGAAACCUUGUAAAUGUGAUAAAUGUGGGAAAGGCUUCAGGAAUAAGUCAGAGCUAGCACAACAUCAGAGAUCUCACACAGGUGAGAGACCCUAUGUAUGUGAUGAAUGUGGGAAAUCUUUUCACUGGAAGUCAAACCUGACGGUACAUCAGAGAACUCACACAGGAGAGAAACCCUUUGAAUGUAUUGAAUGUGGAAAAACUUUUAGUAGGAAAUCUAGAGCAAUGAGACAUCAUAGAAUUCAUACAGGAGAAAAACCUUAUGAAUGUAACGAAUGUGGGAGAGCUUUUAGAGAGAAGUCGCAUCUUAGAGGUCAUCAAAAAACUCACACAAGAGAAAAACCAUAUAAAUGUGAUAAAUGUGGGAAAACUUUAAGUUCUAAGUCAACCCUCAGAGUCCAUCAGAGAAUGCAUGCAAAGUAG
Chrysochloris asiatica (Cape golden mole) is the source of this 1107-nucleotide messenger RNA. Its product is annotated as zinc finger protein 300-like. The record is from RefSeq and is a predicted model, not a curated record. Bases 1 to 1107 code for a protein of 368 amino acids. NCBI's taxonomy places the organism in Eukaryota, Metazoa, Chordata, Mammalia, Afrosoricida, Chrysochloridae. Gene Ontology annotation, biological process: regulation of transcription by RNA polymerase II. The transcript has 6 exons. Gene Ontology annotation, molecular function: DNA-binding transcription factor activity; RNA polymerase II cis-regulatory region sequence-specific DNA binding.